CAAAGAUAGUUUUAAAUUUGCAAGAGAAUUUUUUUAAGAGAGCAAAUUUAUCAUAUAGUCAUAAAUUAAUUGAUUUUUAUUAAAACAUCUGUAACUAAUAGAUUUUUGUCGAACUAUUAUUUAAUGCAACUUGAAAAUUUUAAGACUUUUUAGUAUUUAGUAUUUUAGCUUGUUCGAAUAUGCAAUAGCGACUUGCAUAAUCUUGUUCUUAAUAUUUCUCUAUCUAAUUUUACAUGAGAAUAUAUAUGCUGUUGUGGAUUUUAGGUUUUUUUCAGUUUAGAUGAAGUCAAUCAUAUACUCAAAACCCUAAUUAAAAGGAGAAAUUUCGGUUGAAGAUAAGAACACAUUACUAAUAUUAUUACAAUGAAGAUCGUCCGCAGAGAUUUCGUUCGUGGUGGCCCUGGCAGUGUCAAGAUGAUUCCAGAAGAAGCCGAUGACUUGUGGAUGGCUUACAAUUUGAUUGCUGUAGGUGAUUCUGUUCUUGCCGUCACUGUCAGGAAAGUAUUGAGAGAGGCUUCUGGCAGAAGGGAUGCAGAGCGAGUGAAGCUUCGGCUUGAAAUCAUAGUAGAGUCUGUGGAUUAUGAUAAAGAAGGCUCUAUGUUACGUUUACGUGGCAAAAACACUUUGGAAAAUGACCAUGUGAAGAUCGGUGCAUUUCAUACAUUGGAACUUGAGCUUCAUCGCCCUUUUGUGCUCAGAAAGGCCAUAUGGGACUCCUUGGCCUUGGAUAUGCUCCAUCAAGCAUCUGAUCCUGCUGCUAGUGCCGAUUUAGCUGUGUUAUUAAUGCAAGAGGGACUAGCUAAUAUACUUUUGGUUGGUAAAAGUGUAACCCUCACACGUUCUCGGAUUGAAGCCUCUAUUCCUCGGAAACAUGGGCCAGCUAUUGCUGGAUAUGAAUCUGCCUUAAAUAAGUUUUUUGAGAACGUUCUACAGGCUUUCUUGAAACAUAUUGAUUUCAAGAUUGUUCGAUGUGCUGUCAUUGCAAGCCCGGGAUUUACUAAGGAUCAGUUUCAUCGUCAUUUGUUGCUUGAAGCUGAAAGGAGACAGCUGAGAUCGAUUAUUGAAAACAAGUCACGCAUACUUCUUGUGCAUACUACUUCAGGAUACAAGCAUAGUUUGAAGGAGGUUUUAGAUGCACCCAAUGUGAUGAAUAUGAUAAAGGAUACAAAAGCAGCCCAAGAGGUUCGGGCCCUUGAAGAAUUCUUCAGCAUGCUAUCAAAUGAUCCAGCUCGUGCAUGCUAUGGUCCCAAGCAUGUAGAGGUCGCCCAUGAGCGAAUGGCUAUUCAGACUCUACUUAUCACAGAUGAAUUAUUCAGGAGCGCUGAUGUUUCAUCACGGAAAAAAUAUGUGAACUUUGUCGACUCAGUAAAAGCUUCUGGGGGAAACACUCAUAUAUUCUCAUCGAUGCAUGUGUCAGGGGAGCAAUUGGCACAACUCACCGGCAUCGCUGCAAUUCUUCGCUUCCCUCUACCUGAUCUUGACGAUAUUGAAAUGUGAUUAGAAAGGGAAGAUCAUUUUGUAUAAUAGUAACUAAUAAACGAAAGUGUACAUCCUUGUUCUGUCAUCGAUUCUUUUAUCUUCAGGGACUCGUAAGUUCGGAAUUUGGAUGAUAGCUUGAGUUUUAUAGUUUGUAUACAGAACAGAAUCUAACUUUAUUAUCUUAUAAUUAUCAUCCUUUUAUUUUUGGUUAAAUUUUUUAUUUUAAUUUUAUUUAUUGUAACACCCAAUGUAAACCAUAAGUCUUUGGUCGAGUAAAACUUUGUUUGCUUUUGA
Amaranthus tricolor (Joseph's coat) is the source of this 1773-nucleotide messenger RNA. Its product is annotated as protein PELOTA 1. The record is from RefSeq and is a predicted model, not a curated record. The coding region runs from base 364 to 1497 and encodes 377 amino acids. The transcript has 17 exons. Gene Ontology annotation, biological process: ribosome disassembly; nuclear-transcribed mRNA catabolic process, no-go decay; RNA surveillance. Gene Ontology annotation, cellular component: cytoplasm. NCBI's taxonomy places the organism in Eukaryota, Viridiplantae, Streptophyta, Magnoliopsida, Caryophyllales, Amaranthaceae.